AUGGAAACCGUAGUGACGACAGCGACUAUUGCCGCUGCGGCCGUGUCACCCUCUCCGACACCCUUCACCACUCAGCAUCUGGCCGGCGAGCAGAUUCUGUCUAAGCUGCAUGCCAUUGCCUCCUCGGCAGCAUAUUGGGGAGAGAAGCUGCCCGGCUCGGCCGUGGUCAAACGAUACAUUGUGUCCUCGCAUCAGAAUGACCCUGUUAGAACCAUCUUCGAGCUGCUCUUCUUCCUGUUUGCCGUACGAUACUUUGUGGCGUCCCGAUACUCGACCUCUAAUCCCCACCACGUCAAGUUUACCGAGGCCGACAUUGACGAACUGGUCGCCGAGUGGGAGCCCGAACCUCUCGUACCCAAGACUACUGUCCUGGAGGAGCUGGACAUUGGCUCAAUCCCGCUGAUCCACGGCGAAUCGGGCCCCGUGGUUGACGUAGAGUCGGCCCGGGUCGGACACGUCAAGCGAGCCACCAACCUGGCCUCUACCGACUUCCUGGGCUGGGCACGUGACCCCGUCAUCAAGGAGCGGGCCGUCCAGAUUAUCCGUGAGUACGGAGUCGGCUCCUGUGGCCCCCCCGGUUUCUACGGAAACCAGGACAUUCACGUUAAGUGUGAGCGGGACCUCGCCCGGUUCUGCAACUCCGAGUCUGCAAUUCUCUACGCGCAGGCCUUCAACACCAUGUCUUCUGUCAUCCCCUCGUUCAUGAAGCGAGGUGACAUUGUCAUUGCCGACGACCGAGUGGCCACUUCCACCCAGAAGGGUCUGCAGGUGUCGCGAGUCACCCUGCGAUGGUACAAGCACAACGACAUGGAGGACCUCGCACGUGUGCUGGCCAAGACCAACCACGAAUUCCGAAAGGCUCCCCUCACCAAGCGAUUUAUUGUCACCGAGGGUCUGUUUGAGAACACUGGAGACCUCUGUAACCUCCCUGAGAUCAUCAAGCUCAAGUACCAGUUCAAGUACCGACUGCUGCUGGACGAGUCGCUGUCAUUUGGUCUCGUUGGAUCUACCGGACGAGGAGUGCUGGAGCACUUCCAGGAGAACGGACACCCCGAGCUCAGCCGACAGCAGAUCGAGCUGACCGCAGGCUCCAUGGCCAUCGCCUUCUCGUCAGCUGGUGGCUUUGUGGCCGGCUCCGAUGCCGCCGUCGAGCAUCAGCGAAUCGGAUCUAACGCUGUCACCUUCUCGGCUUCCAUGCCCGGAUACCUUGCUGCCGCCUCUUCGCAGGCCAUUGAGCGAUUGGAGGAGGAUAACUCGCGUGUCGUCAAGCUGCGUGAGAACACCACUCACUUCCGAACCUUUUUGGAGAAGCAGCUGCAGGCCGCCCGAGUUCUGGGCUCCGUGGUCGAGUUUGUGUCAUCUCCUCAGUCGCCUCAUAUCUUGAUCAAACUGAGUGAUGACUUCCGGCCCGAGACCCUGACGUCGUUCGUUGCUGCCGAGGAGCUGCUUCAACAGAUUGUCGAUCUGUGUCUGGCCGAGGGUGUUCUCAUCACACGUCACAAACGGGUCCCCACGCACGAGAUCAUUGCGCUGGAGAGCAUGCUGCGAAUCGAGGUGUCUGCUUCAUUGAGCACUCAGCAGCUGGACGAGUCUGCAAGCAUCAUUGCAGGUGUUGUCAAGAGCAUUUCCAGUGCGUAA
Yarrowia lipolytica CLIB122 is the source of this 1638-nucleotide messenger RNA. RefSeq lists its product as uncharacterized. The record is from RefSeq and is a predicted model, not a curated record. Gene Ontology annotation, cellular component: endoplasmic reticulum. Gene Ontology annotation, molecular function: serine C-palmitoyltransferase activity; pyridoxal phosphate binding. Lineage: Eukaryota; Fungi; Ascomycota; Dipodascomycetes; Dipodascales. Gene Ontology annotation, biological process: ceramide biosynthetic process; sphingosine biosynthetic process.